ACGAUCAUUCCCGGUAAAAUAUGACUUCAGAAAGUUUGAAAGACCUCAGCCCUUUACUGUGAUAAAUUCCUGCCUUUUGCAGUUAUUCGAGGGUGAAAUCUGUGAAACAGCCAAGAGUCACAACACGGACCAACUGUAAAGAUGAUGGGAACCGUCGCAGACCAAGAGAUAGCCAAUCUCUCUGCAAAGCUGAACCAGGCCAGUGAUAAGUUUAUCAACCAAUGGACAGGCCCAAGCCUUCUACAGUAUCUCAAGCACAAUGAAGCACAGCUACGGCAGUUCAUUAAAGAAGCAGAAGAUAAAAUUGAGGCUCUGAAAGGAGAGAUGGAAACGCUAAAGCAACGAGCAACCAGCAAUCAGUUAGCUGUGGCAAAUCAAGAGUCCCAAGCCAAGGAAAUAGAGGCGGCAAUCGAACAAGCCCGUACUACUACAGAGCAGCUACUCUUUCAGAAGGAGCAAUGGGAAAAACAGCUGGUAGAUGAGACUAAGCAAUGCCAGGAGCAGAAGGAACUGAUCGAGGCACAAGAGAAGGCGACCAGACAGAGACUGGAGGCCCUGAAGCAAGCUGAGCAUUACUUCAAGGAUAUCAUGGCUUUAGAGUUUAGGAAGAUUGAUGGUCAUCAUCUGCAGUUUGUCUUCACCAACAUUGACUCGAAGAACCAUGAUAGGAGCUUUUAUCUAACCAUUAAGAUUGAUAACAACCAAUAUCAAGUGACCGACUGCUGUCCGGCUAUCGAGGGAAUUCCAGAUAUGCUCAGUGAGCUGAACAAGACGAAUAACCUCAUGCAGUUUGUUGUGGGAGCGAGAAAAAAGUUCAAGCUUACGACCACGUAAAAUCAACAUGUAUGAUUCAUUUUGUAAUGUGGAUUUUAUGGUAUUAGGAUGUAUUUAACGUGAUAGAUAGAAAAUUAAAAAUAUUUGAACAAUUCGUUUCUGUAAUUCAACAUAAAACCAAGGCCAAUGGUGUCUAAAAAUAUGGAGCAUUGUGGCCCAUUGGAUUAGUCUUUUGACUUUGAAAUAGAGGGUCAUGGGUUCGAAUCCCAGCCAUGGC
Lytechinus variegatus (green sea urchin) is the source of this 1051-nucleotide messenger RNA. RefSeq names its product kinetochore protein Spc25-like. Gene Ontology annotation, biological process: chromosome segregation. The transcript has 7 exons. The record is from RefSeq and is a predicted model, not a curated record. Gene Ontology annotation, cellular component: Ndc80 complex. Bases 142 to 834 code for a protein of 230 amino acids. Lineage: Eukaryota; Metazoa; Echinodermata; Echinoidea; Temnopleuroida; Toxopneustidae.